AUGCGUUCUGCGGCCGGGCUGCUCUUUGCAGCCAUAUUCGCCUUUUCAGGAUUGACCGAAGCUAACAAUCAUGUCUCUGAUCUCGAUACGGGGAAAUGCGCCUUUGACCCAUCGGUGAUGGUAUCCGAUGCAUGCGUCUCUUACGGUACUCUCAACACACUCAAUGACGAAAUUUACACCCUCCUCCAGUCCAUCACCCUCGAGACAGACUUCUUCUCGUACUACCGAUUGAACCUGUUUAACAAAGAAUGCCCCUUCUGGCAAGACUCAGAUAGCAUGUGUGGUAAUAUCGCAUGUGCUGUAAAUACCAUCGAUUCUGAAGAGGACAUCCCGCUUGUCUGGCGGGCGGAGGAACUGAGCAAGCUCGAGGGGCCUAAAGCGAACCACCCGCCGCGCAGAGUUCAAGUUGAGCGUCCCGAGAGGCCACUCCAGGGUAUGCUUGGAGAGGGCGUAGGUGAGAGCUGUGUUGUGGAAUACGACGAUGAGUGUGACGACCGAGACUACUGUGUUCCCGAGGACGAGGGCUCGGCUGGCAAGGGCGACUAUGUGAGUCUGGUGGAUAACCCAGAGCGGUUCACAGGUUACUCGGGAGAAGGGUCCCGCCAGAUUUGGGACGCUAUCUAUCGUGAGAACUGCUUCCUGAAGCCUGUGGAAAAAGAGCUGGAGGAAAAUUCGCUGAACGCCCCGAUGGGCGGACUUCAGGCUGUCUCUGAUUUCCGCAAUAUGCUGCAGAAGGAGUCUCAUCGACUUGAGGGUUUGCCCUUGGAUAACGAGUGCUUGGAGAAGCGAGUCUACCAUCGCCUCAUCAGUGGUAUGCACGCUUCCAUCUCGACCCAUCUUUGCUGGGACUACCUGAAUCAAACAACCGGCCAGUGGCACCCCAAUAUGCAGUGCUACAAGGAGCGUCUCCACGACCACCCGGAGCGCAUUUCAAACAUGUACUUCAACUACGCCCUGGUUUCCCGCGCUGUAGCUAAGCUGCGAACGCACUUGGAAGGCUACACCUUCUGCACCAGCGACCCGGCGCAGGACGCCGAUACAAAACUGCGCGUCAGCCAGCUGACCGAAGUUCUCUCUCGUCCGCCUAAGAUCUUCGACGAGGCGAUCAUGUUCCAGGAUCCCAUGGCCCAAGGUUUGAAGGAAGACUUCCGUAACCGCUUCCGCAACGUCAGUCGGAUCAUGGACUGCGUCGGCUGCGACAAAUGUCGGCUCUGGGGUAAGCUUCAAACAAGCGGAUACGGGACUGCACUGAAAGUGUUGUUCGAAUAUGACGAGACGAAGAACGGCGAGAACCCGAUGCUUCGUCGCACGGAGCUCGUUGCUCUGAUCAACACUCUCGGCCGCAUCUCUCACAGUCUAGCUGCUGCUCGAAGCUUCCACGACGCUUUGGAGGCUGGGCGAGAGGAGGCGUUCCCUCUCAAUCACUACGGGACGUUAACCCACCGCAAGUCCGAGCUCGAACCAGAGCCCGAACCCGCUCUUGAACCUGAAGUGGAAGCUGAAAGGAAGAAAGAGCAAGCCAUCUACCACGACGGUACUGGGAACAUGUAUUACAAGAACGGUGAAGGCGAAUGGACACACGGGCGCGAUAGAAUGGAAGGUCGCAAACCGUGGGAACGUCCAGAACUACCCCCUGACGCUACAGCCUGGGAUGACAUCUAUGCGGAGUGGGUCACAGUUCGAGACACAACUAUCUUCGUGUUGAAAAGUUGGUGGAACCUACCAGUUACAUUAUAUGAGAUUAUUACUUUUGAAACCCAGCGUGCUUGGUCUUUGUGGCUCGGCAUACCUGCACCCCCUCGCCCUUGGGGUUUCAAGGCUCCAGGGCCACAUCCUACGUCGAGACCUCGGGCCCAUGAACCUCCAUCUGCUCAUAAUAAUGAGUUAUGA
Penicillium taxi is the source of this 1890-nucleotide messenger RNA. RefSeq names its product ER oxidoreductin. The record is from RefSeq and is a predicted model, not a curated record. Gene Ontology annotation, biological process: protein folding in endoplasmic reticulum. NCBI's taxonomy places the organism in Eukaryota, Fungi, Ascomycota, Eurotiomycetes, Eurotiales, Aspergillaceae. The transcript has 3 exons. The coding region runs from base 1 to 1890 and encodes 629 amino acids. Gene Ontology annotation, molecular function: FAD binding; protein-disulfide reductase activity; thiol oxidase activity. Gene Ontology annotation, cellular component: endoplasmic reticulum; endoplasmic reticulum membrane.